Cladocopium goreaui is the source of this 1118-nucleotide messenger RNA. NCBI's taxonomy places the organism in Eukaryota, Dinophyceae, Suessiales, Symbiodiniaceae. The record is from the annotation of a GenBank genome assembly.
CAGCACAUGUCAUUCGGCAACGGUGCGAUUGAGCCAUGGGUGUAAAGAAACACCACAGAGCGCUUUUGUGUUUUGGAGCGGCCAUUUUCAGUGUGAACGACCUAUGGGUGUUUAUCAAUGCAUCUCAGUACGGAGGUUCUGGGAGAUUUCGCGCCAUCAGCUGCAAAGUUGAUCAACCUGGCGUUGUGGACACGGUGUGGGCCACGAGUGCUAGACCAAACCCUCCAAGCAAGGAUGAGGCUGAAUGGGAGAAAGAGAAGAAGUCUCGGCGGCAAAGGCUCCGCUCUCAACAGGAAACCAGCCCUGAUCUCUUUGCAUCGAAGAGUUCAGGAAAGGGUUUAGCGAAGGACAUCAAAGACCGCAUCCAAGAAACUGGAAGGGCAAUGGUUCGAGCAGUGGGACCAGCAUCUACACACCAAGCAUUGAAGGCCAUCGCAGCUGCAAAUGCGAUGCUUCAAGGAACCGAUUUGUAUGGUGACCAGGUGGUGGCCACAGUUCCCUCCUUCAAGCAGAUUCGCUUGGAGAAGGAGGAGGCAACCACCGUGACCUUCCUGAACUGCAUGCUGUUACCACGGUCUCGGAACACGGCAUCUGUGGAAGCAACCCAGGUCCUUGCAACAGGCUCAAGAGCAAAGAUCUCAAAGAUGUCUGCUGCCAUCAAGAACAGGAUCAGGGAGAGCUCUUUGGCGGUAGUUCUUGCUGUUGGUUCUCAGCAAGUUUCGUUUUCGGUCAAGGCCGUGGUGCAAGCUGGCCGUUUCCUGCGAGAAGAUCAGGGGGCAGUUGGUGAUGCCGUGAAGGUGCCGUCCAUCGCACUUAUUCCACGGCUUCAUGAGUUUGCGCCAAAGACGACAAGACCUAGGAAAGAGAUGAAGAAAGGUGAAGAUGAUGCUGUGACCAUUGGUAUGAGGCUGGAAUGUGUUGACACUUCUGAGAGAUUUAAGGAAGAUCGUAAAAGUAGUUCGUCUUCGAAAGAAGCACUGCCCCCAUGGGAGCAGGAUGUCCGGACACACAAGUUUCCGGCAGAGCACCUUCGUUUGCCCCAAAGAUUACUAGCAACUCAGAUCCGAUUUGGCUUCGGUGCGAGAGCGGGUGAGGUGAAACCACAUUCCAGAGCUUGA